GUGAAAGAAGCUUGUGCGCAUGCGCUCCGCAUGGGUCGGUGGCCGCGCUGCAGCAGCUUGUCUGAGCCUCCCCACCUCUCUCAAUCGCCAUGAGCUUCUUGCUGCCCAAGCUCGGCAGCAAAAAGGAGGUGGAUGAGGCAAUCAAGAGCGUGGCCGAGAAAGUCCUGGUCCUCCGCUUUGGUAGAGAUGAAGAUCGUGUCUGCAUGCAGCUGGACGAUAUUCUUGCAAAAACAUCUCAUGACUUAAGUAAAAUGGCUGCAAUUUACUUGGUGGAUGUAAACAAAGUGCCAGUGUACACCCAAUAUUUUGACAUCAGCUAUAUUCCAUCAACUGUCUUCUUUUUCAACGGGCAGCAUAUGAAGGUGGAUUAUGGAUCUCCAGAUCACACUAAAUUUGUGGGAAGUUUCAAAACAAAACAAGACUUCAUAGAUUUGAUUGAGGUGAUUUACCGUGGAGCAAUGCGUGGAAAACUCAUCGUACGAAGCCCGAUUGAUCCAAAGAAUAUUCCCAAGUAUGACCUUCUGUAUCAAGGCAUUUAACGCCCCACUGGGAGAGGAGUGACAGGUGGAAUAUGAACUGCUUAAAGCUGAUGAUUCCACGUCUUCUGCAAACAUAUGCCAAUUGCAUUUUGAAAGCGAAUGGAAGAAAGGAGCCGAGACUGGUCUUUUGUACACAGGAUCAUAUUGGUCAGCCUCAGAGACAGACAUUCAUUAAUUCAUUUUUCAAUGGAAUUGACUGGAAUUGCUUAGGCUGCAACUUAUUUAAUUCUAAUAUGUCAAAGAAGCUGCAGUAGAAUAAUAUGUUCUUGUUCUAAAUAAAUGCUUUCGGGCUAUAUAAGGAUAUAA
Molecule: messenger RNA, 845 nt
Organism: Podarcis muralis (Common wall lizard)
Lineage: Eukaryota; Metazoa; Chordata; Lepidosauria; Squamata; Lacertidae
Gene: TXNL4B
Product: thioredoxin like 4B
Biological process (GO): mRNA splicing, via spliceosome
Cellular component (GO): U4/U6 x U5 tri-snRNP complex; U5 snRNP; spliceosomal complex
Source: RefSeq, a predicted model, not a curated record